Pollicipes pollicipes is the source of this 515-nucleotide messenger RNA. Its product is annotated as decapping and exoribonuclease protein-like. Gene Ontology annotation, cellular component: nucleus; cytosol. The transcript is spliced from 6 exons. Lineage: Eukaryota; Metazoa; Arthropoda; Thecostraca; Pollicipedomorpha; Pollicipedidae. Gene Ontology annotation, biological process: nuclear-transcribed mRNA catabolic process; NAD-cap decapping. The record is from RefSeq and is a predicted model, not a curated record. Gene Ontology annotation, molecular function: mRNA 5'-diphosphatase activity. Bases 123 to 515 code for a protein of 130 amino acids.
ACGAGAAUCGGGAACCGUGGAUCAUAUGUGCCUCAAAAUGGAGGGACACUAUCUACUUGUGUGCCUUUGACACAGAAGAGAAACAGGCGGAGCGGCAGCGUGAGACUGACAGGCAGCGUACCAUGACCAGCUGGGGUUACAAGUUUGAGCAGUUUAUGAUGGCUGACGCGGCUGACAGCGAGGCGAACCCGCACGUGCCGGUGCUGGAGGGGGAGGAGUUCUGCUGCGUCCUCCGGUCUCGGCUGGGGUCGCACUCGCUCGUAUAUGGGGCAGAGGUGGAUGGCCUGGACCCACACCAUACUGGCGACCCUUCCACGAUGGCACGUUUCGUCGAACUAAAGACGUCGCGCGAGGUGGAAAACCAGAGGCAACGCAACACUCUCCGAAGGUUCAAGAUGCUCAAGUGGUGGGCCCAGUCCUUCCUCGUGGGCAUCGAGCGGGUGGUGGUCGGCUUCCGCGACGAUGACGGCGUUGUGCACCGGCUGAGCCAGUUGUCCUGCCGAGCCGCCACAUGA